This is a messenger RNA of Pelobates fuscus (common spadefoot toad), 919 nucleotides long. RefSeq lists its product as uncharacterized. NCBI's taxonomy places the organism in Eukaryota, Metazoa, Chordata, Amphibia, Anura, Pelobatidae. The transcript is spliced from 9 exons. The coding region runs from base 46 to 738 and encodes 230 amino acids. The record is from RefSeq and is a predicted model, not a curated record.
UAAUCCUGCAAAACUUUCUUACAAAGCAAAGUCCAGGAGUUGUUAAUGCUCAUUUAUUUCCUAGUUCAGACUGGCACUCGGCUCUGCUAUACCCAGCAGCGUUUUUCACAACAGCCAAGAGGCCUACAGCUAACAAUGGGCACCAAUCAGGAACCACAUGUAGAGCUCUCAGGGAUUCUGGACAAGAGGCGGCAAAACCUGAAAUUCCAGUGGCGAACGUACACCUUCACGCUGGCCGGCAUGAAACUUUCCUAUUAUAAAGUUGGAGGAAGUUGUGACAAGGAGGUGGCAAGUCAAGGAGAACUCUGGGGAGUCAUAGACAUGCGAGAAGUGCUGUCCGUGUGCGUUGCCAGUCCAAUAGGAUCUCAUUAUCCCAUCGAAGUGACGCUAAGAAGUGGGAAAAUAAUUUUGCUUGCCUCAGAUAGCCAUUUUGAAAGAUCUCGGUGGCUGAAGGCCCUACAAGAGAAAUUGGUUUUGUCGAAGAGGAGAAGAUCUUCAGAUGGUCCCUUGGUCCGCGAACAAUUCAAUUUUGCACAAGAAAACCGUGAAUGGACAAGUAAGUCCAAUACCUCUUCUGUAGCAGAAAUCCCCACCUGCGAUGAAGAAGCUGAUGUGCUUGGAGAUAUGGAUUCCUUCAUUGACAACGCUUUCAACGGGAUCACAUAUAACCGACAAUCACAGAUGAUAACGAACGACAUUCAGAAGCAUAUACCGAAUCAGGGUGCCAAUUUUAGAUGAAGUAAGAGUUAAAGGAAUCGUCACCCCUGUUAUACAAAACGCAAAGGACACAGGCCUAAUAUGAGGACUUCAAAUCAUUAUUCAGCUUCGUCCCAUCGACAUGACGAUACACGCAAUAUUCACAGACAUCUUAUUUAUUGAUCUUGGAGCAGAAGAAGAUGGACACAAUAUAUCAAACUGU